Molecule: messenger RNA, 501 nt
Organism: Mesocestoides corti
Lineage: Eukaryota; Metazoa; Platyhelminthes; Cestoda; Cyclophyllidea; Mesocestoididae
Source: the annotation of a GenBank genome assembly
AUGGAUUUUCCCAAUGCCCCAAUUGCCAUUCUCGACGUUGAUGAGUUGUCGGGCCCUGAAGAGAGUGAAUACUUAGAUAAGCCAUAUGAAGGUGUCCUAAAGCGCUCAUUAUCUGACCCUUUUGAAAUUUCUAAUGGAUUGCAAUUAGAAGCAUCGCUUGAGCGUCUUAUUUGGACUUUCGAUGAGAAUGUGUCUCAUGGCCUUCUCGAUUCUCCCGAACUAAAUGCCAAACGUGAUGCAGAAUCGCAUGCAAAGACUGAAUCUACACUUUCAGCUAUUAAGUCGUUCUGGCGAAUUAGCGUUGCACCUAUUGAAAACCCGAGCAAAUCUUAUCCCCUCCCGAAUCGACCACUGAUGUUUGAGAAUGAAGAUUUUCAUAUGGCUGAUGCCGAGUCUGUUUCGGAGGCGGAUUUCGAGGCCUUUGCUCCUCAUAUCGAUCUGCUGUUAGUAAACACUCCUGUUCCACUCAUUGCAAUUCUGGGACCCGUUCUUAGCAACUAA